Molecule: messenger RNA, 1971 nt
Organism: Hippocampus comes (tiger tail seahorse)
Lineage: Eukaryota; Metazoa; Chordata; Actinopteri; Syngnathiformes; Syngnathidae
Gene: tk1
Product: thymidine kinase 1, soluble
Exons: 7
Coding region: 129-824 (231 amino acids)
Biological process (GO): thymidine metabolic process
Molecular function (GO): thymidine kinase activity; ATP binding
Source: RefSeq, a predicted model, not a curated record
GCGGAUAUACUCAGAUAUACUCAGAGGCGCGCGCUCGUUUAAUUUAUUGUUUGAGAGCAGCUACUACGUGUACCUGGGUUACAUCUGCACUUCACUUUUUUCAGUUUUUUUGUUUGCUCCCAGAAAAAAUGGACUGUGUGGAUUUUCCUAAAGUUUUUCCGAAUUCUCCGAGGAAAGCCCAGGGGCAAAUACAGGUCAUCUUUGGACCGAUGUUUUCGGGCAAAAGCACCGAAUUGAUGCGAAGGGUGCGGCGUUUCCAAAUAGCCCAGUACAGCUGCUUGCUGAUCAAAUAUGCCAAAGAUACACGUUACUCUGACUUAGGCGUGGCCACGCAUGAUAAAAACACAAUGGAGGCAGUACCUGCAAACUGUUUGCGAGAUGUGCACUCGUUGGCACUCCGAAGCAGUGUCAUUGGAAUUGAUGAAGGACAGUUUUUCCCAGACACAGUGGAGUUUUGUGAGGAGAUGGCCAAUUUGGGCAAGACCGUUAUUGUUGCUGCCUUGGAUGGGACCUUCCAGAGAAGGCCAUUUGGAAACAUCCUGAACCUUGUCCCUCUGGCGGAAAGCGUGGUGAAGCUGCACGCCGUCUGCAUGCAGUGUUACAAAGAAGCGGCCUACACCAAGAGGAUUGGAGCGGAGAAAGAGGUGGAAGUGAUCGGCGGAGCUGACAAGUACCAGGCAGUCUGUCGAAAGUGUUACGGACAUCUGAUGGUGACCAAAGAGAACCGACCUCCCCUCAGGGAUGAGACUCCUCAAAACGCACUUCAUGGAAAAGUUGUGGACUCUGGAAUUCCCAGGAAGCUUUUCUCUUCCCUCCACCUCUGAAAACUCAAACACAAGCGUCAAGUUUUGAAAUGUAACUGUUGUAUGUUUAAAGCAAAGUCUCGUUGCGUUGCACGCAGUUACAAUUGAAUGAAUUACAAUUGUGGUCAAGUCCCCUCCUAAAUGGUGACAUGGGAAAAUUAUUUGGGUUCCAUUCAUGUAAUAGUUGUGCUUUUUACUGAUUAUGUAUUUUUAUACAUUAUCAAUGUAACCAAAACAAGCACUUAAAUAUUUGCAUGUUUCAGCAGGUUUUAUUUUAAUAAGUUAUUGUGUAAAAGUAUUGAUAUUAGUGCAGUAUUUUUCAUGGUUUUUAUUUUCAACAACUUGGUUACUUUUAUCUUCCCUUUUGAACGUAUAUCUAAGGUUGCGUGUUAAUUUUGGGUAUAUUUCUGUAAAGUGUAAUCUGCCAGUUAAGGUUUUUUCUUUUUUUUUUUCCAAAAGCAACUCUGCCUUUUUGUUGGUAUAAGGGACAGUAAGAACACAUACAGAAAUUUCUUUAAGCUGGCAGUCCUUGGGGUGAAAUUGAUUUAAGCAGCAGUUUAUUAAGAGACCGGGCAUUGGUUUAAAAUGAAUGUGGGGAUAUGAUUUGACUGAAAGUGAUGUUCAUUGUUUAUGAAUUACAUAAAAUGUGACAAUACAUAUUGUGGCGACAUAUUUCUGUGCAGCUUUCACAUCACCGUGUUCCCUACAGUUCCUUUGAGGCUUUCAGAAUUGCAUGGUGGAUCGGAUCUUUAUAGCCCGUGUCCGCCAAUUUAAAGUAUCAGAAUAAAAUGUGCUUAAAUUACUCUAACUUCCAUGGCAAGCAAUUGAAUGAUUUGUGACCUGAACUGGAGAAAAUCACCUCAAAAUACACACUUCAGUGGUUAGACAGAGGGUGAAUAACUGCUCCGAUUACAAGUGACUGCAAUGAAGUAGAUGUACUGUUCAUUUUUAUUUGUGCCUUGGCCAACUAUUUACUUGAAGCCACUAGUUAGGGGUGUGUGGAGGUCUGUCUCUCUUUUCAAACACGAUUUGACAAAAACGUUCCUAUCCAAAUUCAUUCAUACAUUUUCUCGAUAUGAACUUUGUCAGCAGGGACGGGAAUCAUUCAACUGUAUAGUGUCAGUUAUCGAAGUGUUUAAAAUUUGUGAUGUAUUCUGUCUAUACACAA